AUGAAGGUAACGAACUCAAAAUUGAUGGAAUCGCUGUCGUUCACGGCCAUCGCUGGACCAACAUACGAUCCGACACCCGUGUUCGACUGGACGAACUCACCGCUCGGAGAAAUUGUGCCGCACUACGGGCAACCAGAUCGAUGGGCCUUCGAGCCGGUAACACAUCGAUGGUCACAUUCGCUUUAUGGUGUCCAGACGUUCCCUGAUGACAACGAACAAGACUUUUCUUAG
Messenger RNA from Ostertagia ostertagi, 231 nucleotides. Lineage: Eukaryota; Metazoa; Nematoda; Chromadorea; Rhabditida; Trichostrongylidae. The record is from the annotation of a GenBank genome assembly.